AUGCCCGUCACCCCCCCAGUCGCGGCUGUUCGCGUGUGCAGCGGCGGUCGCUGUGGGGGGGAGAGGAAAAAGGGGAAGGGAGUGGCAGCGGAACGCUGUGGGGGGGAGAGGGAAAGGGGGAAGGGAGUGGCGGUGGAUCGUUGUGGGGGGGAAGAGGGCAAAGGGGAAGGGAGUGGCGGCGGAACGUCAGCGACGACCGCCAGCGCACCGGCGAUCGCGCCUCCAGCCGCGCUUGCGACUGCUACCGUGCUAGCUCGAGGUGGUGGGGGUGGCGGCCAGUGGGGAGGCAGCGGUGGAACCGCACCCCCAUCCGCUGCCACCACACCUCCUCCUCGUUUUCGCUGCCACUACUACUGCUGUGGGAGGGAGGUUCAGGGGGUGUGGGUGGUGAGAGUUCAACUGCAGCAUCAUCCGCCUCCUCCUCCCAUCCCCUGCCGCCCGUGCCUUGCUGUCCACCCGUGCUUCCGCCCGUGUUCCCCGUACUUGCCCCACCCGUUUCACCCGUGCUGUCCGUACCCGGUUGUGCCCCACCCGUUUCACCCGUGCUGUCCGUACCCGGUUGUGCCCCACCCAAUUCACCCGUGCUGUCCGUACCCGGUUGUGCCCCACCCGUUUCACCCGUGCUGUCCGUACCCGGUUGUGCCCCACCCGUUUCACCCGUGCUGUCCGUACCCGGUUGUGCCCCACCCGUUUCACCCUUGCUGUCCGUACCCGGUUGUGCCCCACCCGUUUCACCUGUGCGUCCCGUGCUUCCCGUGCUGCCCCCGUGCUCCUGUGCUGCCCCCGUGCUCCCGUGCUGCCCCCGUGUUCCCGUGCUGUCCCCGUGUUCCCGUGCUGCCCCCGUGUUCCCCUUCAAAGGGGGCCCCUUGCUGGUGUUCCCACGCCCUGUAA
Closterium sp. Naga37s-1 is the source of this 891-nucleotide messenger RNA. NCBI's taxonomy places the organism in Eukaryota, Viridiplantae, Streptophyta, Zygnematophyceae, Desmidiales, Closteriaceae. The record is from the annotation of a GenBank genome assembly.